Ochlerotatus camptorhynchus is the source of this 1169-nucleotide messenger RNA. RefSeq names its product lethal (3) 73Ah (gene l(3)73Ah). The coding region runs from base 110 to 781 and encodes 223 amino acids. The transcript is spliced from 4 exons. Gene Ontology annotation, cellular component: PRC1 complex. The record is from RefSeq and is a predicted model, not a curated record. Lineage: Eukaryota; Metazoa; Arthropoda; Insecta; Diptera; Culicidae. Gene Ontology annotation, biological process: regulation of transcription by RNA polymerase II.
GAGUCAUAAUAAGAAUAUGGAUAGAUUUGGUUGAUUAUUAAGGGAUCUUUUUAUACUAAAAGAAGCUCAGACUGUCAAAAAUAUCGUGAACUAAAAGACUAUUGCCGGAAUGGAGCGACGGAUUAAGUUAAAAACACUCAACAAACACAUUACAUGUGAAAUUUGUAGUGGUUAUUUUAUAGAUGCAACAACUGUCACUGAAUGUCUUCAUACGUUUUGUAAAAGUUGUUUGGUGAAGCACUUGGAAGAAAACAACACUUGUCCUACUUGCGAAAAUGUCAUCCAUCAAUCCCACCCGCUGCAGUACAUCAGUUUCGACCGGACAAUGCAGGAUAUUGUCUACAAGUUGGUUCCCAAUUUGAUGGAAGAUGAGAUGCGGAGAGAGCGUGAGUUUUAUAAAUCUCGGAAUCUACAAUGCCCGAAGGAUAUGCCUCAACAGCAACAAGACAGUGAUGACAAGGCAAAUGAGCAGGCGCAUCAGGAAGCCGAUUACCAUCGUCAGGAUGAACAAGUAAACGUUUGUCUUGAGUGCAUUAGCAUCAAUCUGCGGCAUCUGAAACGACGCUUCAUCCGCUGUAGUUCUCAAGCCACCAUCACUCAUUUAAAGAAAUUCUUAGCAAAGAAGGUGCUAAAUGGUAUGGAAAGAUACAAAGAUAUCGACAUAUUGUGCAAUGAUGAACUGCUGGGCAAGGAUCAUACGCUGAAGUUUGUCUACGUCACGAGAUGGCGCUUUAAAGACCCUCCUCUACGAUUGCAAUACCGGCCUCGAGUGGAUAUAUAAUUUUAUUAUUUUUGUAAUUCAUUUAUGCAAGUUAAACCAAUUAACUGAAUAGACAGAAUAUUUAUAAGAAAUCAAUCUACGAUUUUUGGUAGCGUGCGAAAUGUGCUGGAAGUAACACAGAUGUUGCAAAUAAUUCAAAACUCAAUUGGAAUUGUUUUGGAUUAGCUUAUAAUCUAUUGAGCAGUAGAUGAAUGCGAUUUCUUACGAAGAUAAUCAUUUUUAAAUGAUGGCAUCAUUAAAAUAAAUUAAAAAUGCAACCGGUUUUAUUUAAAAUGAAACAAUAGAUAUUCAGCGUGUUUUGUAAUAAGUAAGCAGAGAACGAGAUUGAUAACUAAGAUGUAUAAUUUAGAAGAGAAUAAAUCCACCUGUGAGCAGGAUUAUCAAGGAA